AAGUGCCAGUCGAGAUGCCAUCAACAUCAUCCUUUGUUGCUAUACUAGUAGAUUAAGAUACCAAGUUCAAUCCUCUUCGAACCGUCUAGCCCAUUUUGCCCUACCAGGCCAUACCAUCACCAUGCCUCUGGAAGUCCUCUUUUUCGGCGCCGGGGCCAUUGGGGCGUUCUACGCCAGCCGCAUCGCGGUCAACCCGGACACCAACGUAUCUGUAGUAUGUCGGUCCAACUACUCCGCGGUGAAAAGCAACGGGUUUCACAUCACAUCGCCCCAAUACGGCGAUUACCAGUGGACGCCAACUCGGACAUUUGACUCGGCCGAAUCUGCACGCCAGAGCGGCGUGCGGUGGGACUACGUGGUGGUAAGCACGAAAGCGCUGCCCAACAUAUCCGACGACUCGAAGCUGGUCGAUGGCCUAGUCAGCCCGGGAACGGCGGUGGUUUUGAUUCAAAACGGUCUAGGCGUUGAGCACCCGUAUGCUCGGCGGUUUCCCAGUUCGAGCAUUCUGAGUGCCGUGACCAUUGCCUCUGCCGCACAGCCGAGUCACGGCCAGAUCAAACAUAACCGAUGGACGCGGAUCAACAUCGGACCAUUCUUUCUAGAAGGAGAAAAAUCAAGCUCCCUUGAAGAGGCGACGCGACAAAAUCUUCGCUUUGUCGACCUCCUGAUCAAAGGCGGGAUCAAGGACGCCAUCGCCGACACCCACGAGAAGCUGCAACUGGUGCGUUGGCACAAGAUUGCCAUCAACGCCGCCUUCAACCCGUCCGCCGUGCUUUCCGGAGGCACUGGUAACCAGGCAAUGGCAUCCGACCCGGAACUAUACGUUCAUCUGAAAGGUGUUAUGGACGAGGUUCUCACCACGGCUCCAAAGGUCGUGGGAACGCCGUUUCCGGAUUCGUUUGCCUCGUCCGAACAAAUCCUCAGGUCGACCUUGAGGAACAAAAGCGGCAGCAAGCCCAGUAUGCUCCUUGAUUGGGAGAGUGGGAAGCCAAUGGAGGUAGAGGUCAUUCUCGGCAAUCCCAUCCGCCUGGCCAGAGACAAAGGGUUUGAAAUGCUUCGAAUGCAGAGUCUGUAUGCCUUGAUUCGGAUGAUGGAGAAGAAUCGAGAAAAUCAGAAGGCUAAGCUUUGAUUGUUGUCAAUCAUUACAAGCUGCAGAGGUGUGGAAGGUGAAACUACCACCGCCAGCCUUGCAUGCUCCGGAGACGUGAACACAAUCUCCUCAUCAUCACUCCAACCGUUGUUGCCGAUGGUGCAGAAGCAGAUUCUCGGAGGCCCGAACAUACCUUGCCUGGAUGUCUACUCCACCACAACCGAAAAUAACGAACAGAGGAUCCUAUCACCUGGUCGUCAGUGUCACACUGUACGAAGCCUUUCUGAGAAGGACCAAUAACCUCAAUCAAUACUUUUUCGGAAUGACACAUAAAGAACAAACUGAGCCGAGCUAAACGGAGGCUUUUUGUACAUGGCGAUCUUCUGGAUACUUCAAAAGGGGGCCAUGGGGCCACCACCAGCUGCCGGAACAAAAGACCUUUUAUCAUUUCGGGUAUAUGGCGGCCUCUCCUGCAGCAAAAUGCUAGCUGUAUGUUGAGACAUCCGUCACUUAC
Messenger RNA from Exophiala dermatitidis NIH/UT8656, 1604 nucleotides. RefSeq names its product 2-dehydropantoate 2-reductase. Gene Ontology annotation, cellular component: cytoplasm. The record is from RefSeq and is a predicted model, not a curated record. The transcript has a single exon. Gene Ontology annotation, molecular function: 2-dehydropantoate 2-reductase activity. Gene Ontology annotation, biological process: pantothenate biosynthetic process. Bases 122 to 1129 code for a protein of 335 amino acids. Lineage: Eukaryota; Fungi; Ascomycota; Eurotiomycetes; Chaetothyriales; Herpotrichiellaceae.